CCCGGCCAGUCGCGCGCCCCCGAGGCCCGCCCGCGACCUCCGCGCCACACCGCGACACCGCAUCGGCCGAGCCGCGCUUCCGCCUCACGCCGCCAUACCGCAAACCUGAGAGAGAAACGCCUCGAGGGGCCGCCGAUGUCCGCGCGACCGCCGACCCCCGAGCCGCGGUAGCCGCGCCGAGCCGCGCAGACCCCGGGCCAUGCGAGACCGCGGCGGGCCGAGUGGCGCCGAUCGCUCCCCCGCGCUCCCGUGCACUGCCGCCGUGUUAUUAUGAGGGACGCCGCGGGCGGACCGAAUACGCGGCCGACGAUGACCGAUACGUCGAUUCAGGAGAUAAACGGCAAAGGGCCGAGGAAGAGGAAAAAGUCUCUGGAGCUCAUCUGUGAUACCGAUGGGAAGGGCGAAGCGAGGGAGGCGGCCGCGGCAGCCGAGCCAGCGGGCGGUGAUGUCGGCGGCGCGGCCGAGCGCGUGCAGCUGCUGCAUUGGCGCGACAUGCCCAAGCACCUGCAGUUCAACCCCUACGUGCUGACUGGCUACCGCCCACUGCAGAGCUGGGGUGGCUGCGUCCGCAGCCUCUUCUACUUCCACAAUGAGACCAUCAACAUCUUGACGCACGGAGUAUCCCUGGUGUACAUCCUGGCGGUGAUGCCGGGCUUACUGCCGUGGGGCGGCGGCGGCGGGGGCGGCGGCGCGUGGUUCCUCUCGCUGUGCCACCUGCUGGGGGCGCUCGCGCCGUGGCUCGGCUCCUUCCUCUAUCACCUGUUCAUGAACCACACGCGCGGCGCCAGCCUCUACCACCGCCUGCUGCAGCUGGACAUGCUCGGCAUCUGGGUCAGCCAGAGCAUCGGUGCCAUUCCCAUGGUGACGGCGACGGUGUACUGCGCGCCCGCGCCCCUUCGGUACUCCGCGCUCGCAGUCUACUGCCUCGGCAGCCUGCUGGGUUUGUACAAGGCGAUGCGUGCGUGGUCGCCGUGGGAGCGUCGUCUGUGCUUCGCGGCGCCGUUCUGCAUGCGGCUGCUGCUGGCCGGCGCCCGCGCAGCACGGCUCGGCGGCGGGGACCCGCACGCCAUACUACACGUCUUCUUACAGGACGCGGUGUCACUCGGCGGCGGCGUGAUCGGCGCGCUGCACAUCCCGGAGAAGUGGUUCCCGGGCGCCGUCGACCGCUGCCUCAACUCGCACAACAUCAUGCACGUGCUCGUCGUGCUCGCCGUGUACUCCAUGCACCAGGUGACGACGCGCGACAUAGCGUGGAUGUCGCGCGUGGACUGCCGCGCACCGCUGCGCCAGCUCUGACGCCCGCCGCUGCACCCCGAAUAGUUCUACUACUGUACAUAAACAUACACCACGCAAUAAUUAACAAACCUGUAAACUAGGGUACUUACACUAGUAUUCGAUAAUUCCGACAGCGAAGUUAAAAAUUUAAAAAAUGUAUAGAAUUUGACGUAAUGCGUUGCGAAGUGCUUGCGUUCUCGUAUGUCAAAUUUUAUACAUUUUUGAUUUCCUCCUUCGCUGUCGAAAUUAUCGAUUGUAAGUUGUCUAAAUACUCCGAUUUAAAUAACGACAUCAGAGGCGAAUCUACAUCAGUUUCUGUCCGGGUAGUAUUAGCUCAAAUAUUUACAUGUUUAUUUAGUAAAUAAAGUUUUAAAAUCCUAAACUAGAUAAAUACAAGUUACAACUGUACCUCCACUCCAAACUUUUACUCGACCUACUUAAGAACUACGAUUUUCUUUUAACUGAAACUUUUGGAACUUUCUACUUUUCAUCUUGAACUAUUGAAGGAACUAAAUUAUACUAUUUCGAUCGCAAUUAUUAAUAUAUAUAUAUAUACGGUAUUGAAUAAAGGCCAUAGAGUUAAGUAAAGCGACCGUGGCCUGGCGGAGACCAAAUAUUUAUGUAAUGUUUAGCUUGUCAUUUGUGAACUCAUUAAUGGUUUAUACCUAAUGAUUAAUGAUAUAGCAGAAAAUUAAAUAUUACUAAUAUAACAUAAUAACAUUUCAGUAUUAUUUGAAAAAUAAGUUAAUGUUUAAAGAAUUAAGACGCUUUACAGAACAAACCACGCAAUAAACUAAGUUUAGUAGUUAUAGCAAACCAAUGCAAUGAAAAUAUUUAAUUUAUGCUCAAGCUAAGUUCGUUCAUUUCAAAGGCGAAAAUAUGUCUACUCUACUUUACCCACCUUUUGAAUAUUUUCUGUAGACAGUAGAUAUAUUUUUUUCU
Messenger RNA from Aricia agestis (brown argus), 2217 nucleotides. RefSeq names its product progestin and adipoQ receptor family member 4. The record is from RefSeq and is a predicted model, not a curated record. The transcript has 6 exons. Gene Ontology annotation, molecular function: signaling receptor activity. Lineage: Eukaryota; Metazoa; Arthropoda; Insecta; Lepidoptera; Lycaenidae. The coding region runs from base 271 to 1296 and encodes 341 amino acids. Gene Ontology annotation, cellular component: membrane.